AUGAAUGCUUAUUCGUGCCACGCAAAAGGUCCGACCCAGCUCUCGAUCGCCAACCCAGCAGCGGUCAGCGUAAUCUAUGGAUCGCACUCCAAGACUAGUAAAGGUCCCUGGUACUCCAUCACUGAGCUACGGGCUUCUCUCCACACGGCGAGGGACAAACAAGAGCAUAAAGUCCGACAAAAGGUCUGGGAUAAAGCGUUUAAAGCCAGCCCGCUUAAAGACUAUAAACACCGCGUUAGUCGCUACAGUCAUCAACUGAUCUAUGUCAUUCAGCAAAAUCUUGAUCGGCCCAUCGACAUGGCGAAGUGGUUCAAUUAUUUCGCCUUCGAUGUUAUGGGGGAUCUCGCUUUUGGAAAAUCAUUUAAUAUGCUCAUUGACGAUAAAGACUCCUAUUUUGAGUCGCAGUUGCAUGGCGAUAUGAAAAUGGUCGACCUGUUCAGCCACCUGACCUGGUUGUUUCCGUUCGUCAAGCGAACGCCGUUUCUCAAUAAAGACUAUCUCAAGUUUUGGCAGUGGCUGGAAGAUCAGGUCACUGAACGAGUGCAGAGGUAUGGAUUCUCCGCGUCACUGAAGACGUUCAAUGUUGAUUUGGAGGGUAAAGAUGAACAAGUCUUCGUCCGCGGAGAGGAAUUUCUCCCGGAAAGAUGGACCACAGCCCCGGAGCUGAUCAAAGAUCCGUCAGUUUUUAUUGCUUUCGGCGGUGGAAUAUAUGCAUGCGUUGGGAAGCAACUCGCACUUAUGGAACUCCGGCAGGUCGUGGCUGAGGUUUUGGUUCGGUAUGAGGUAUCAUUUGCGCCAGGGCAGACGGCAGAUGCCUUCCAAAAUGAUAUCAAUUGCGAGUCGACGGAAGGGACAAGAUAG
This is a messenger RNA of Penicillium argentinense, 861 nucleotides long. RefSeq names its product cytochrome P450 monooxygenase. The record is from RefSeq and is a predicted model, not a curated record. The coding region runs from base 1 to 861 and encodes 286 amino acids. The transcript has 5 exons. Gene Ontology annotation, molecular function: monooxygenase activity; heme binding; oxidoreductase activity, acting on paired donors, with incorporation or reduction of molecular oxygen. NCBI's taxonomy places the organism in Eukaryota, Fungi, Ascomycota, Eurotiomycetes, Eurotiales, Aspergillaceae.